This is a messenger RNA of Echinococcus granulosus, 867 nucleotides long. RefSeq lists its product as hypothetical. Bases 1 to 867 code for a protein of 288 amino acids. The record is from RefSeq and is a predicted model, not a curated record. The transcript is spliced from 6 exons. Lineage: Eukaryota; Metazoa; Platyhelminthes; Cestoda; Cyclophyllidea; Taeniidae.
AUGCCGACUGAGUGUGUAUCGCAUACCACACCGCACUUGGUUAAUGGAGGUGCUGUAGAAAAUUCACCCAAUUGUUCUAAUUCGAAAGAGAGGGUUAGCCUUCCUCGUGCUCCAAUUGAAUUAGGAAGACAGAAGGUGAGGCCUUUAUUGUGUGGAAGCAAGUGCAAGUUUUUGAAAGGACUCCCGCUAAACGCGACACUCCAUUCACUGCCUAAACAAAUACUUGAUCACAGUCAUUAUGGUCAAGAAGGCCUGUUUAUGGACGAAAUCGGUCCAAGGCAAGCUAAAGUGCAAUCCUGUGAUUGUCGAUGCAAACCAAUGCGUCCAUCAAAUCUAUUUUUACAAAUGAUCCUUUUAAAUGUCGACCACAGAGAUUUAUCAAGUCGGCAAUUAAUAGUAACUGUGAAUAAUCGCACACAAAGCAUGCAUUUUCCUCCACGGCUGGAGGGCUGCGCAUCUCAGGAGCGUGGGUGUAUAAGAGAACGAGUAGAAUCCUAUGCCUUUGCAAACACUGAUUUUUACACUGGUGAAGAACUCCUAUUUACGAUUCAUUUUGGCUGGAGAAAUGACUGUCUAGUUAAAUCAAACCAGACAAUGAACUUGUCAGCUAUGAAUCUAGAUUGUUUAUCAAGCCCUCCUCAUAAUUCCAACUCACUUUCUCAGAUAUGCAAUUACCUUGCCUUACAGGAGUUGAAUAAUCAAGACUUCCUAUUCAUUCUCUCUUACCUAUUUCGGUUUAGCACAUUUAUAUGCUUAAAAAAUAUUUCCUACAAAAUACUGACUCCUCUACUUGAAGACGGGGCUGUUAAUGUGCAGUUAGUUGACCACGAUGUUCGUAGUUGUCUUGUCCCGAAAAAAAACCAUUAA